AUGGCGUCGGCGCUUCGUUUCGCGGCGAGAAAGAUGUGCAGCCGCGUCCUUCAGCGAGCACCGCAUCCGUAUUUGUCGGCGAGCGCCUCAGCGGCCGUCAAGGAGGGACAGCGGCGGAUCGGCCAUGCCGGGAGCUCCCUUCGCCGAUUUUGCUCCUCAGGAUCACCUAAUCUUGUUAAUAACACCAAGCAUGGAGUGCAAUCAGCCGCGGAAUCAGCUUCGUUCAUCAGUAAUGCGGAAUACACACCAUGGUGGUCAGAUAAUCACCCUAAGUUUCUACGCAACAUAUUUCUGUAUACAGUCGCGGUGUCUACAGGAAGCGUUGCAACGCUCUAUGCGGUGGCCCGUAUACAUGGGGGGCCAUUAUUCAGGGAAGCAUUAGGAUUGGAGCCUAAUCCAAGCAACAAGGAUGAUCGACAGUCAGAUUAA
Messenger RNA from Triticum turgidum subsp. durum (durum wheat), 429 nucleotides. Lineage: Eukaryota; Viridiplantae; Streptophyta; Magnoliopsida; Poales; Poaceae. The record is from the annotation of a GenBank genome assembly.